Messenger RNA from Mya arenaria, 804 nucleotides. RefSeq lists its product as uncharacterized. The transcript has 4 exons. The coding region runs from base 27 to 428 and encodes 133 amino acids. Lineage: Eukaryota; Metazoa; Mollusca; Bivalvia; Myida; Myidae. The record is from RefSeq and is a predicted model, not a curated record.
UUAUUGUAUGAUUUAGUAACGCAAUAAUGGAUACUAAACUUAAUAUAGUGUUGACAUUUAUUUUGUCAUUCUGCUCAACUGGUAUCCAUGGUUAUGACUAUUGUGGAGAUGGAUUUUACUGCGACAGUGGAUACUGCUGUAACAGUGGCUUGGAAUGCUGUACCUCUUUUGGCACAGGUAGCAUAGCUGGCACGGUCAUUGGCGUGUUGAUAUUUAUCGGCAUAGUGGUCGGGAUCUACGUGUGUUGUCGGCGAAGAUACCAUCCCGUGGUCGUCCAGCAAGCCGCUCCAGCUGGAGUGACGGUUGUCAGUACUAACAACCAAAUGGGCAAGCAGAUGCAGUACCCAGGGCAGCGGUCAGCCCCGCCACCGCUUGCGGGAGGCGGCGUCGCCUAUCCACCACAACCACCACAGGGCGGGAAAUUCUAAAGACUAUGAUACUACUAGCUAUCAUGAGGAUUUGAAUUAAUAAUUUAUGAACCUGUGAACCUAUUGACAUGUUUUUCAUUUUCCUUAUUAAGGAUAAUUUAAUAUGUCUUGAAUCUUGAAAAUAGACAGUGAUAUUGUUGUAGUUAUCAUUAAUGCCGAAUACAUAGUUUCAAUUAAACUGAAACUGCUAUGUUAACAGUUUCGAUGAAGUUCCUUUCAGGAUCUCUCUUCCAAAAUCUGUUCAAGUUAAGACUGAGGACAGUGUCUCUAUAAAUGAAAACAUAGUUUUGUUGUUUGAUACAAAACAUACCGUGUGCGUUCCUGCUGUCAGUUAUAGUAAUCUUCCAUCGUCGUUAUAUAUUUUCAUCAGUUUUUA